UUUCAACCCAUUCUAGUCCGCAGAAUACAAAGAUGAAAGGGUGCGAUAUGUAUUCAAUUUGAUCUGGAAGUCAAUGGGCUACGUACCACAAUGUAUGAAGUUUGCCAGUUGCUCUUAAACUGAGAACAGGGCGCCGUACGUGUGUCUUAUACUUGACAUGUGUGGUUUAGCUGUGUGGUAUAGCUGUGUACUUGGAACAUAGUUCGUAAACAUACCGGAAUCUAGACAGAUGGAUCUCUCUGGAUUUAUAUUUCGGAUUGUGUUCCCGUGUUUGAUUGCUGCCUCCUGUGGGGAGAAACAAGUUACCCGACAUCUGCGACAGAAGAGACAGACAUGUAGUGCACUUUUCACUGCCAUCGACGCUGGUCACACCAUGUGUCUUACCGACAACGCUGAUGUUACUGCUGUUACGUUGACGGAGCAAGCCAAACUGGAAAUUCUCAACAAACAUAACUUUUACCGAGGAGACACGUCCGAUGCGACAAACAUGCAAUAUGUUGUAUGGGACGACGAUGUUGCUGAAGUUGCUGCUAAAUGGGCACGGCAAUGCUCGCUCAGCCACGAAAGUACAGAACUACUGAGAAGGGUACCAAGGCUUCCAGGUAUUCCAAUUGGACAGAACAUUGCCUUUGGACAGGACAGCUUCUUGACGGCUAUAGCAGCCUGGUAUGAUGAAAUCGAGUUUUUCCAGUUUGGCAUCGGUUCUGUAAAUGGCGAGGAAGUUCGCCACUAUACACAGAUGACUAUUGAUGCCCUGGCUAGAAUUGGGUGCGGUCAAGCAUUGUGUGAAAUCUCUGGACAUCGGGCAAAUUACUAUGUUUGCAACUAUGUUAGAUCACAGAGAAGUACGGAGGUAAGCAAGCCGUGGUGCAAAGUUAGUGAUGCGACAACUACCUGUAGCAUCGGCUGCUUAAAACGAUCAACUGAGGGGCUCUGCGAUUGCGGGGGGAGAGUCUGCCUCAACUCCGGAACAUUGAAACUUGCCACAUGUACAUGCGAAUGUAUUAGUGGUUUCUCCGGCCCAAACUGUGAAACAUUCCAGUGUCCAGCAGGUGACGAAUUCUUUUGUAGCGGUACCACAAACUGUCGAUUCGACAACUAUAAGAGCGGCUGCCCCUACACAUGCGGCAGCUGCCCAUCAACCUGCACCAAGGUGUGUCAAAAUGGUGGGAACGUCAACUCCUUGCCGUGUCUGUGCAAUUGUCCUACUGGCUACAGUGGCGACCUCUGCCAGAACACCCCGGGAGGUUGCACCAAAUCGUGUCAAAAUGGCGGCACUCUCAACUCUAAUGCUUGCCAGUGCGGAUGUCCUUCGGGCUAUGGGGGCGACCUCUGUGAAAUUUGCACAAAGUCAUGUCAAAAUGGCGGCGGUCUGAACACUGCUACCUGCCAGUGCGCAUGUCCAGCAGGAUAUGGGGGCGACCUCUGUGAAACUUGUACAAAGUCAUGUCAAAAUGGCGGCGGUCUGAACUCAGUUACCUGCACGUGUUCCUGUCCAUCAGGCUUUGGAGGCGACUUCUGUGAAACCUGUAACAGGAUAUGCCUAAAUAAUGGUGCCCUGAAUGCUGGCUCCUGUCGAUGUAGCUGCCCCAUCGGAACUGGGGGAGACCGAUGCCAGGAUGUGGAUGGUAACUGGGGACAGUGGGGAGGAUGGAACACAGCAUCCACUGCCUGUCCCGUCACGUGCGGAACCUCUGCCACUAAGGUCGUCAACCGUUACCGAUCUUGUAACAGUCCCAUUCCUCUGAACAACGGCCGGACCUGUGUGGGAAGUGAUACGGAUUCGCGUAAUUAUAACUGUCAGCUACAACAAUGUCCACAAACGUGUACAAAGUUCUGUCAAAAUGGCGGCAUUCUGAACGCUCCCUCCUGCGUGUGUGUGUGCCAGACAGGUUACGGGGGCGACUUUUGUCAAGACAGGAAUGGAAACUGGGGGAUGUGGGGAGGCUGGGACACAGCGUCCAGUAUCUGCCCAGUGAGCUGUGGAGUAGAUGCGACUAAGGUCGUGUACAGGUACAGGCAGUGUGAUAAUCCGUUCCCUCAAAACGCUGGUCAGUCUUGCCCGGGCUUGUCAAGGGAAUCCAGAAAUGACAACUGUGGACUCAGCCAAUGUCCACCAGCUUGUACGAAGAACUGUCAAAAUGGCGGCGGUCUGAACGUUAUCUCCUGCCAGUGUGUCUGUCCAGCAGGAUAUGGAGGAGACACUUGUCAAGAUCGAGAUGGUCAAUGGGGUGUCUGGGGAGGGUGGAACACUGCUUCAACGAUCUGUCCGGUGUCAUGUGGCACUACAGCCACGAAGGUGGUGUUCAGGUUAAGGAACUGUGACAGUCCUUCCACGCUGUUCAAUGGCCAGUUUUGCCAGGGAGACAGCAGGCAGUCCAGGGAAGACACCUGUGGACUGACUAACGAAUGUCCUGCGAAAGUGAUCAUCCUCAGCCCUCCAGGGGAUUUUACCGUACUCGUGGGUAACUCUGGCAUCUUCCAGGCCACCCUCAGUCGCGCUGAUGCUUCCAACAUCAUGUGGCGGACCCGAGACAUGGACCUGUCAAGUGACACCAGAUAUGUGAAGAGCGUCAACGGUGCUGAUCGCAGGUUGACCAUCCCCAACGUACAGCAUUCAGACGCUGGUGACUACAGUGUCGUCGUUGACGGGGAUGUACGCCAGGCCACCCUCACUGUUGUGUCUCCUCUGAACAGCAUCACAGCCACAUUGGGAACUGAUGCGGUCUUCCAGACCCGCGUGUCUCCUGUAGGGUCCCCCACCGGUGUCUGGUCCAGGAAUGGUGUGCCGCUGACUGCAGGAUCAAAGUACAGUUUAGUACAAGCCGGUGACAUACGGCAGUUGCUCAUCCGAAAUGCACAGGAGGCUGACGAAGGAAGUUACACUUACACCGUCAAAAACCUCCCUACAAAUGGGUACUUGACAGUAUCAGGUGGUAUUGUGAAUGGUGGGUUUUCGGAAUGGGCAACCUGGAAUCCGGCUGCUGUGGUCUGUCCUGUGACCUGCGGGCGAGAGGCAACGAAACCCAUCAGUCGCAUCAGGACAUGUUCCAACCCCCCACCCUCUAAUGGCGGACAGGACUGCCAAGGCACCAGGGUGGAGAGCAAGGCAGUCAGCUGUCAGUUACAGAACAACUGCCCAAUUGAUGGUAACUGGUCCGGUUGGAGUGAAUGGCAGGAAACCUGCCUGUCAACAUGUGGCUUAGGUGUAAGAGGAAUCAGGACAAGGUCAAGGGCAUGUAAUAAUCCUCCCUCUAGCAAUGGCGGCAGAUUGUGUUAUGGAGAGAAUUUUCAAACAGAGCGAACAAUAUGCAAUGUGUCGCCGUGUCCAGUGGACGGGGGGAUCGGUCCAUGGGGACAAUGGGUGACCUCAGAAUGCUCAAGUACGUGUGGACGCUCCAUCACAAGGCGAAGGACGAGAUCCAGGCAAUGUAACUUGCCACCACCUCAAAACGGCGGGAAGCAAUGUAGUGACACUCUGACGGAAGUGGAGGAAAUAGCCUGUUCCGUGCCGCUGUGCUCGGGUCUCCAGUUCAUGAACGACUUAAUCAACCAGACGAUAGAAACUGGAUAUUUGGGAACCUUCCAAGUAAAUCUUUCUGAAGCUGGUAUAACAAGGGGCACGUGGUACAAAGAUAAUGUCCCGCUAGCCAACUCGGAGAAGAUCCAGAUCACAACAAGGGACACUGUCCAGACGUUGGUCGUUGUGAAUGGUCAGCUGGUGGACUCUGGCCUGUACAGCUACAGAAUGGACGGGAUGACCACUGAAGCCUAUCUCACAGUUUUACCUAUAGCAUGCCCGGCGGACGUCGUGGUUCUGCUUGAUGGAUCACGAUUUGUUAUAACGCAAGCUAACUUCAACACAAUCAAAGAAUUGCUGAAACAACAAAUUAGCGCUGCCUUGCAACAGCUGGGAACGGUUAGAUUCGGAAUGGUUGUGUAUGGGACCAACGUUUCAGCCGUCAUUCCUCUCAGCUCAAACUAUGCUUCUUUACGGGUACAAAUGGAUUCCAUUCCUCAACCAGGAGGCGCCACGUAUGUCAAUCUAGGCCUGGAUCAGGCGCGCACUCUUCUAACGGUAGAUCGGUUGUCAGUUCCUAAACACAUUGUGGCCAUCCUGGGAUCUACGACAAGCUCUCCCUCAGAGACAGUGUCAGCCGGAGAGGCAGCGCGUCAAGCAGGAAUCAAGGUGAAAGCCCUUGGCAUCAUUGGGUUCUAUAAGACAGUGUCCUUCCUCUACAGCAGAUUUAAAGCUGAUCUUGGUGCCGUCGCCACCGAUGCAUCCAGUGUGGUUGAAUACGACGACAUGAUUGCGUUUAGUAAUGGCUUCGACCUUAUGAAUGGAAUAUGUAACAUUACAGUGGAUGGUGGUUGGUCGCCAUGGAUGUCCUGGACCCUUGGUGCCUGCCAGGAAACAUGUGGCUUGAAUGUCGUGAGAGUUGCUUCCAGAAGGCGGGCAUGUACGUCACCCACACCUCAGAACAAUGGCCGUGCCUGUGAUGGAGCCUCGGAGGAGACAGAAUCUAGGACCUGCACACUAUCCAGAUGCCCAAUCGACGGGGGCUUCUCCGAGUGGGGCCAGUGGUCAGCUGCAGUGUGCACGGAAACCUGCGGGGCACUUGUGGACGGGGUGACGAGACGGAACCGGACUUGUACAAGACCAUCCCCACAGUUUGGUGGACGAGUCUGUGCAGGGACGUAUGAAGAAUUUUCAACAGGGAGAUGUAGUUUGCCUAAUUGUCCAGUGGACGGUGGAUAUGGAGAAUGGAGCGAAUGGACUGCUGUGGACUGCGCCGUCACGUGCGGAACUAACGUGACCAGGACGCUGCAGAAAACCCGGCAGUGUGACAGUCCCGUCCCGCAGUUCGGCGGUGCACCCUGCAGCGGCUUCAGCCUACAGGAACAAUCAGAGCUGUGCAACAUCCCGGCGUGUGAAGGUGGUUUUCAACAACUGCAAAACAACGUCACGACUACUGUGGGAUCUACGGUAACCCUGGAGGUGACGUUCUCGGGGGCCCAGCAGCAGGGGAAGUGGUACAAACAGAGCGUCCUCGUGCCAGACAGUGAUAGAACCAGGUACUCCGUGUCGGGCCUUCGUCACAGACUCACCAUCACCGGUGCUAACACAGCGGACGAGGGGAUGUACAUCUAUGUCCACGGAAGAGGGAAUUCAGUAGGAUAUCUUAAAGUUCUGGCAACUGUUGUUCAUGGUGGCUUCUCGUCGUGGAGUGCCUGGGCUGCCCCUUCGUGCUCUCGGACAUGUGGCGUGUCUGCCGAGAAGGUUGCGACAAGGACCAGGACAUGCACAAACCCGCCGCCAGCGAAUGGAGGGUCAGUGUGUAACGGGUCGCUGACCGACACAAGGACUGAAAGCUGUGGAUUACAACCUUGCUCAACAACCGGCUUGUGUGACAGUGUGCAGAGAAGGAACGACGUGGGAUACCGCUACCAUCCCACUGACUGUGACAAAUUCAUCCAGUGUUUCUACAACCCUAAUGGCAGCGUCAUCGCCGUCUUCAGAAGAUGCCCCUUUGGUUUCUACUGGAACCAAGUCACAUUCCGAUGUGCCGAGUCAUGGAAGGUCACCUGUCCAAUCGAGAAGUGCAGCAGCCCGUGUGUGGCCAGCUACAAGAUGGAGGGAAGCUGCAGGUCCUACUGGGUGUGUGAUGGCAAUACGUCAGAGCCCCGCUGCUGCCCCGACGGAUUCGGUUUCUCCCCAGGCCACGGGUGUCGCCCCAACUUCUACUGCGAUGACAUAUGCCCCACCCCCUAUAUACCUAGAGAUAAUUGUGACAAGCGACCCGACUGGAGCGGUGUUUCCACGGCAUACCACUUCCACGCUGGGUCAUUCGGCUGGCAGGCAACGUCGUGUGCAACGGGAACUGACUUCGACCUCCUCGACUGUGGUUGCAAUGACCAAUCAAAUGAAACCAGUAGUCCUAGUCAUGCGCUUGACUUUGCCUCUGAUACCUCCCCAACCUGGCUGACCGCCACCAACGUCAGCAUCAACACCGGCAUGGCCAACCUCGACGCAAGCAGCAGCGUCUACCUCGACUUGAAGAUGACAACCUCCACGCCAGUCACAGUCCGGUUCCGCUUCAGGGAAGCCGCUGCCCCGUCAGGGAGUAGGGUACUGAUCCGAAGCAGCAACUGCAGACGAGGCAACAGUUUGCUCCUUACCGUCGACGACGAUGGUGUACAUUUUAACAUAUGGUCGUGGUAUGGGGACAUUACCAGGAUGACCAUUUUUACUCAGGGCAUGUCACGGUCGGAGUGGACGACUGUCAGCAUCAUGUACGAUGGGCGAGAGCUGAUGGGUGCGGUUGCCUCUGGCGCCAAUGUCUAUAUAUCCAAGAUAUUUGCUUCUGACGCUUACAUCCUUGAGUGUGGCCUGCAUUUUGGUACAGACGAGUCGUCAACAACAGCAUCGGCGUUUAUCGGUUCCUUAGAUUAUUUACACGUGUUCCGCAGUAACCCUGGGUCCUUCUACUGAAACAACCACAGUCAGAGGGAAGAGGAACCCUAACCUUUGCUGCAGAUUGCUGGGAGAUGGCAUUAAGAUGAUUUAUUCCUUCACAUCCUUGCUAUGUCUAUAGGAAGUUAAUAUAUUUUGAUGAAAGCAAUGGUAUCCUCCUGUCCUUCCAUUUGUAUGAAAAUAACGCAACAUAGCAACACGAACCGUGACGGUGCAAAUUCCAUGACACCACACUCCUUGCCAGUUUCUGGGAUCAGCGUCCGUCUCAUCAUCUUUCUACAGCGGGAUGAAAUGGACCCCGACGUCAACCCGUUAUGGGUGACGAAUCAGUCACUUUAAUAUCGGUGUAUAUUUUUUUAAUAUAUCGUUUUCACUAUGUCCAUAAUUCUUUUUUAAAUAUGUAUUUUUAUGUUCCAAUAACACGUACAUGAUAUAUUAUGUCACAUAUUUUGUUUACACUAUAAUUCCGAGUGAAUUUACAUUUGGUAAAUACUUACCUUUGUACCAUGCAUUUUUUGUGAUUACCUCAUCUGCACUGUAGCUGUACUGAGAAUAUCUGUAUAUUAUGUACAUUGAGUAAAGAAUAAAGCAUGAUGUAGAUAACCUGA
Messenger RNA from Haliotis rufescens (red abalone), 7083 nucleotides. RefSeq lists its product as uncharacterized. The transcript is spliced from 39 exons. The record is from RefSeq and is a predicted model, not a curated record. Gene Ontology annotation, molecular function: chitin binding. Lineage: Eukaryota; Metazoa; Mollusca; Gastropoda; Lepetellida; Haliotidae. Gene Ontology annotation, cellular component: extracellular region. Bases 230 to 6493 code for a protein of 2087 amino acids.